Molecule: messenger RNA, 1522 nt
Organism: Oppia nitens
Lineage: Eukaryota; Metazoa; Arthropoda; Arachnida; Sarcoptiformes; Oppiidae
Product: excitatory amino acid transporter 5-like
Exons: 8
Coding region: 28-1503 (491 amino acids)
Biological process (GO): L-glutamate transmembrane transport
Cellular component (GO): plasma membrane
Molecular function (GO): L-glutamate transmembrane transporter activity; glutamate:sodium symporter activity; neutral L-amino acid transmembrane transporter activity
Source: RefSeq, a predicted model, not a curated record
GUAAAUAAUUAAAUUAUUGAUUAAAAUAUGAAAUUCAAUAGUAUCAAGUUAUGGUGUCAACAAAAUCUCUACUCCAUAUUGAUUAUCAUCAGUGCUAUUGUGGGACUAAUAUUCGGAUUUAUAUUGAAGUCAACCGUCACCACAAUCAGCCCACUGGCCCUUACCUACAUAGGAUUGCCGGGAAAGUUGAUUAUCCGGGCAUUUAUGAUGAUAAUAGUGCCCCUAAUUGUAACAUCAUUGGCCACUAGUAUAACUGCAACAAAACGUGGAGAAAAUAAACGAUUAAUUUUAUUAACAUUUUUAUUGAUUGUAUUGUUUGCCUCAUCGAUGGCUAUAUUGGGUUCAACACUGGUGUCUAUUGUUAGGCCUGGAGGUGCUGGCAGUGAUGGUAGUGGUGGUGGAGGACAGGUAUUUGGUCGCCAAUCACAUGGAGAAGAAACAGUUGAUAUCAAACAAAUGAUUUCCAGUCAAGAGGACAGUAUAUACGAUAUAUUUAUGAAUCUCAUACCCGAUAACAUAAUCGGUGCCACAUUUAUGUCACAUUACACGGCACUGGUACCCAUCCAACCAAACAAUCUGACUAAAGGCUAUAGAAAACAAGCGGAACGGGCGUUCAAACCUAAUAUGUUAGGUCUGUGUAUAUUUUCAUUGAUACUGGGGUUUGCUUGUCUACAUUUGGAUAGUCGGGCACAGUUAGUCAGACAACUACUUGAAGAGGGAAAUACAAUAGUUAUGGCUAUUAUGAUGUUUUUUAUUAAAAUUAUGCCGAUCGGUAUGUUUUUCUGGAUGUGCGCCGAAGCCAUCAAAAUGCAAUCACCGGAAGCCAUAAUCGUACAGUUGGGUUGGUUUUUCGGACUGGCUAUCUGUGCCUUUAUGUCGGUCUGGUUACUGAUAAUACCCGGCCUGUAUUUUCUGGUUGUCCGUAAAAAUCCCUACAUAUUUAUGAUGAACAUUAUGCCGGCACUGGUAGUCGCUUUCGGAUCCAGUUCCAGUGCCAUUACAUUGCCAGUUACUAUGGACUGUAUGAUUGGUAAAAACCAACUGGCCAAACCGGUUGGCCAGUUUGUACUGCCAUUGGGUAUGACCAUACAUAUGCCCGGGUCGGCCAUGUAUUAUCCGAUGGUUACAUUGUUUGUCGCACAGAUGCACGGCUUAGAGACAACAAUGCAUAUGUUUAUAACCGUAUGUAUAUUUGCUGUAAUACUGUCGAUGGCAUUACCGGGCGCACCGUCGGGCGGCUCAUCCAUUGUUAACUUUAUAGCAUUUUGCGCUAUCAUUGGCAUCGAUAACCCACUGGAUGUGUUGGCCUAUACUAUAUCGCUUGAUUGGCUUAUGGAACGCCUACGUACACUAACCAAUGUUAUGGGCGAUGCCUAUCUAUCGGCUAUUAUACAAAAAUUAUGUAACAUUAAGACAGUAGUAGUAGUAGACGACAAUAAUACACAUAAUGUUAUGGAUGUUAAUAACAUUACCUACUACUACUACUACUACUACUACUACUAAUACUACCGGUGCUGACGAC